CUCCGAUAUUCGGGGUCUUUAGUACUCCGAGGGCUCGGCAGCGACAUGCGUCAACCCCCUUAUGCUCGGGAUCGACCCGACACCUCCUCAGCAAAACAAUCCUUUUGCUCUGGGGGAAGUUGCAAACAAAACUCUUUCCAGACAUAGUUUAGCCCCUAAACCUUGCGAUACUCUGUAGAAGACAAAAAGGACCGUACCAUUACAGUUCUGCUGCUAGACUAUCUCUACAAUGUCACUGCCAGAUGUCAUAAUCACCACUCAGUCCGUAUCAGAGAACGGCCAUCUCCAGAUAGCUGGCUCGUUCACCAACUGGUCCCCAUUACCAAUGGAGUACUCUCCCACUGACAACACCUGGAACUUUAACGUAUCAAAGCACGUUGAGCCCGAAGACGUUGCUCUGGAAAAGCUCACUUUCAAGUUCAUCAGCGACAGUGGCGCCGGCUGGUUCCACGACGGAAGGUUGUCUUUUGAGGACGAUGGGUUUGGCGGUUUUAACAACUACUUGGUUUUACCGAAAACUGGGAUUCGCAGCAGCGCGUCGCCGGAUGAAGAGGAAUACUAUGACGACGCCGACAGCUCUGGGUCGACGUUCAGCAAUGAGACCACCGCUACGCCGCCAAACGAGGCGCUUACAUCGUCUAAGGGUGAAAUUGAUGGACUGGACUCUAUUUUCGAAGUCAAAGAACUCGAAGCUUCCAACGCUGGUCACCCCAAAGGUAAGAACAUAGAGAUUGACGAGUCGUAUACCAAGGAAUCAAGUUUUCUGGCACCAGCCACAAAGGGCUCUGACAGGUUCGAGGGCAUCAGCCCUGAGGCCGAGAAAGACACUGGGCAAAACUCACCCCUGACCUUUACUCCAGAAUCUACUCCCAUGGACACGGAAACAGGACCAGUGAGUGAAACGGUGGAACACGAGCGACUCCAACCGAUCAAAAGCAGCUCACAUGGACUGGAGGAAGAUGAAGUGACUAAAACUGCUGAAAUUUCUGGUGAAAAAGCAGCAGUCGCCGAAGAGAGGAUUCCGACCGAAAUUCACCAAAAAAGUGUAGCUCCUGAAACUCCACCGGUGAGAUUGCACGACAAUAAGGAAGGUCCCAACCAGACUUUCCGCUCUGAUGUUUCCACCUCUUUACUGAAAAAUUUCAAGGACGAGAUUGAGAGUACGACUGACGAGGAGAGGGAUGAAGAAUCCGUCACCCCUUUUUCCACCCCGGUAAACCCCUCAGUCGAGGUGUUUGAGGAGAUCCAAUCGCUACACUCGGAACCUGAGAUCGUGAGUGCGUCUGCUCAACUGGAAGAGACGGUCAGAACCCUGGUCUUGCAACAACUAGGUGCCUUGCGAGAGGCCAAUGUGACUGAAGUUGACAACGACCAAGUUGCGGUUAUCACCGAGGAGACCCAGGACGGACCCCAAAGAAACAAGGCUACCGUUGUCCAUUUUGCAUUGUUCAGGUGGUGGCUGUAUUUCAAGAUGAUGAUCUGCCAUUUGGUGAACAGUUGGCGAUAGACUGGUAGCGCUUCAGAAUAGUCCCUGAGGAUUUUUUUUAGUUGAAUUUCUAUUUGUGAUAGCACAUGUUUGAUAGGCGCUAAAUUCCACCUAGGCUGCACUUUAUUCUGCCUGAGGGACGAAUGAAUUAUCCGUAAUUUUAUGCUGAGGGUAUAUAUCGGGUGUGCCAAGUGGAGAAUAAACACAUUGUGCUGUGUCAUACGAAAAACUGUCGAUGUCGAAUAUAUUAUAAAGAUUUAUUGAAUUUUAUACAAGGAAAAUCAC
This is a messenger RNA of Babjeviella inositovora NRRL Y-12698, 1771 nucleotides long. Its product is annotated as glycogen-binding domain-containing protein. Lineage: Eukaryota; Fungi; Ascomycota; Pichiomycetes; Serinales. The transcript has a single exon. The record is from RefSeq and is a predicted model, not a curated record. The coding region runs from base 230 to 1507 and encodes 425 amino acids.